Molecule: messenger RNA, 408 nt
Organism: Orbicella faveolata
Lineage: Eukaryota; Metazoa; Cnidaria; Anthozoa; Scleractinia; Merulinidae
Product: eukaryotic translation initiation factor 3 subunit I-like
Biological process (GO): cytoplasmic translational initiation
Cellular component (GO): cytoplasm; eukaryotic translation initiation factor 3 complex, eIF3m
Molecular function (GO): translation initiation factor activity; RNA binding; protein binding
Source: RefSeq, a predicted model, not a curated record
UGAUGCAUAGCCUUACCUUUGUCCACAGCUUUUUGACACAGACUCUCUGCGACACAUGAAUACGUACAAGACGGAGAGGCCCGUGAAUUCAGCAUCGCUCUCUCCCAUCAGAGAACACGUGGUGUUGGGAGGUGGCCAGGAGGCGAUGGAUGUAACAACCACUUCCACAAGAGUCGGCAAAUUCGAUGCCAGAUUCUUCCACACUGUAUUUGAAGAAGAAAUGGGUCGAGUCAAAGGUCAUUUUGGACCCAUUAACAGCACCGCUUUUCAUCCAGAUGGAAAAAGUUAUAGCAGCGGUGGCGAGGACGGAUAUGUACGAGUUCAUGUGUUUGAUCCUUCAUACUUCGAAGUGGAAUUUGAAUAUUAGCCGAAAUAAAUUAUGCCAGUUAUCACUUGGUUACUGUUGCA